Molecule: messenger RNA, 801 nt
Organism: Nyctereutes procyonoides (raccoon dog)
Lineage: Eukaryota; Metazoa; Chordata; Mammalia; Carnivora; Canidae
Product: cytochrome c oxidase subunit 6B2
Exons: 3
Coding region: 302-676 (124 amino acids)
Cellular component (GO): mitochondrion; mitochondrial crista; respiratory chain complex IV
Source: RefSeq, a predicted model, not a curated record
AAAAGUAGUGCCUGGGUGCCUGUGUGUGCGCGCCCCCCUACCCCCAGGAGCUGCAUGGGGCUGGAGGCAGGAGGAGGCAGGGGGUUCCACGCAGACCCGGCCCGCGUCGGAGAACGUCCCCUGCAGCGCCGCGGCUCCCAUUGGUUGCUGUCCAGGGGUCCCAGCCAAUCCUGCCAGAGGUCGUGUUUCUCCUGGACUGAGACCCCCGAGACUCAGAAGCGAAGGGCACCCUUGGACGGAGUCACAAGCACCGCCGACCCAGUGACACGUUGGCAUCAGUCUGGAGCUGCCGCCUCCGUGGAUGUUGGAUGUUGAUUCCCAGAAGCCCCCCAAGGGGAAAUGGUCAACACCGCCCUUUGACCCGCGCUUCCCCAACCAGAACCAGACCCGAAACUGCUACCAGAACUUCCUGGACUACCACCGCUGUGUCAAGAGAAUGAGCCGCCGCGGGAAGAGCGCGCAGCCCUGCGAGUAUUACUUCCGCGUGUUCCACUCGCUGUGCCCCAGGAGCUGGGUGAGCAGGCCGAGGGGGCGCCGGCGGCUGGCCGGCGGGGCGAGGGUGGAGGGCCCCGUGCAGCUGAGCCGGCGCCCUCCGCCUCCCCGUCCGCCGGCCCCUCCCCAGGUGCAGCGCUGGACCGAGCAGAUCCAGGAAGGGACCUUCGCGGGCAAAAUCUGAUGGCCUGAGUGCGGCUUCUCGGAAGGGUCAGCGCCCUGACCCCCAUCCUCGCGUCUCCCGGAGACACAGCCCCGGUUAUCCACUCCCCGGUCUGUAAGCCACAAAUAAAGCUCUGUUGCUGCUGA